Molecule: messenger RNA, 3982 nt
Organism: Temnothorax curvispinosus
Lineage: Eukaryota; Metazoa; Arthropoda; Insecta; Hymenoptera; Formicidae
Gene: DNAlig3
Product: DNA ligase 3
Exons: 20
Coding region: 482-3526 (1014 amino acids)
Biological process (GO): mitochondrial DNA repair; lagging strand elongation; DNA recombination
Cellular component (GO): DNA ligase III-XRCC1 complex
Molecular function (GO): DNA binding; zinc ion binding; ATP binding
Source: RefSeq, a predicted model, not a curated record
UCGCAGUGCUUCGAUCAACGGACGUUUCCUCGAUCAAUUUUACUUCGUCUGUUCUGUCCAUUCAUUCUCAUUAUAACGCGAGAUGGCACGUGUUUCGAAAAACACGAGCAUACUACAUACUAUCUUUCAUUCCAAGUGCAGAAAACGCGAACGAGGCAACCGCGGUGCGUGAAUACGACGAGUGAUUUUUCAUCGAGGCUACGUGCGAUCGUAGUUUCGAUGACGCCGCGUGAAGUGCCGAUCGGGACUGACCAGAUUUUCGAAUACGUGAUCUGUGUGCUGUUCAUGCCAUGAAGGAGCGGAGUCAGUGGAGGUGAGAAACAGGAGAGGAGGAGGAGGCCCGGGGAGGUGUCGUGCAACAGCGAAAACAACCGCGAGAUUGAAACAAAACUUCGCUGCUGCACAUAUCGGAAUAGAAUUUUCUCCGUCCGUUAUUCGUUAUCCCUAAAUUCGUUUAAACGCGAUAGACGUUUCGAACGUCAUGUCCAGUGAUGAGGAGGAUCAACAGCAGCAACAGCAGGAGGAAGAGAAACCGUUCGCCGUGGAACGCGCGAAAACCGGCCGCGCAAAAUGUAAGAAGUGCAAAUGUCCGAUCGAGAAGGGCGAGAUACGGAUCGCCAAGUACGUGACGAGCUUCUUCUCGGACGGCAAACUGAUGCCGGCCUGGCACCACGUCACCUGUCUGUUUGACGUGUUCGCGAAACAACGUGCCACCACCAAGAAGAUCGACGAUCCCGCGGAGGACGUGAAGGGUUGGGAGCAAUUGUCCGACGACGACAGGAAGGUCAUCUUGGACAAGCUGGAGGCAUUCGAAAAAUCAUUUCCGGCUAAGGGUGCGAAGAAGACUACAUCGCCAGGUAAAGCGGCCUCUUCUAGUAAUUCUUCGGGGAAAACAGUAAAGAAGAAUUUAGAUCGGAAGAAGGUUGAAACGGAUGAUAAAGAAAAAGAUAAAGAGAAAGAUAAGGAGAGAAAGAGCAAAAUCCCGUCGAAGGAUGAUUCCUUUCGCGAAUUUCGACGUAUAUGCAGCAAUGUCGCCGACGUCGAUGCUUACACCGACAAGACUGCGAUUAUUAAAAGGAUGUUUACAAAAGGAUCACUCGGAGACGGUUUUAAGGGCGACAUCGUGCUCUGGUGCAAACUGUUGCUGCCCGGCGCGGUGAAGAGAAUUUACAAUCUGCAGAGCAAGCAGCUGAUAAAAUUGUUCGCGCGAUUGCUGCUCCAGGACGAGGACGCGAUGCUGGAACAUCUGGAGCAAGGCGACGUGGCCGAGACGAUCAGCGUGUUCUUUGAAAAUAGCGCUGCCGUGUCGCCUUGCGCCGCGAGCGUGUUGACAAUUCAAGACGUCGAUCUCUUUUUGGAAAACUUGUCGCGUUUGACCAAGGAAGAGGAGCAGAUCCAGCAUUUUCGAUCUAUCCUUGAUAAAUGUACCGCCAACGAUCUGAAGAUGAUCGUGCGUCUGAUCAAACACGAUCUGAGAAUCAACGCCGGACCGAAACAUAUUCUCGAGGGGCUCCAUGCGGAUGCGUACAAGGCCUUCCAGAUGUCCCGAGAUCUGGAAGCGGUAGUGCGACGUUUCCUGCCGAAUCUGGAGGAUAAACCGCAUGCCUCGAGCUCGCCCUUAAGCCGGAAAAAAGUGGCCAUUUCGCUGAUGACGCCCGUUUUACCGAUGCUGGCAGAGGCGUGCACGUCCGUGGAAAUGGCGAUGCGAAAGUGCCCGAACGGAAUGUUGUCGGAGGUCAAGUACGACGGCGAGCGCGUGCAGGUGCACAAAUGCGGAAACGACUUUCGAUACUUCAGCAGAUCCCUCAAGCCGGUCCUGCCGCACAAGGUGAAUCUCUUCAAGGAUUAUAUAGUGCAGGCGUUUCCUGAUGGCGACGAUCUAAUCCUCGAUUCUGAGGUUCUCAUGGUUGACAAUGAGACUGGGCAACCUUUGCCUUUCGGAACCUUAGGAAUUCAUAAAAAAGCCGAAUUCAAAAACGCCAAUGUAUGUCUUUUUGUCUUCGACUGCUUAUAUUACAACAGCGAGAUACUUAUAGACAAAUCUAUGUUGGAGCGCAGGAACAUCUUGAAGGACAGGAUGACCGAGAUACCGAACAGAAUAAUGUUGUCGGAGGUUCACGAAGUGCAUGAUCCACGGGAUUUAGCGGAAAGGAUUGUUCAAGUGUUGAAACUGGGUCUCGAGGGUUUGGUUCUGAAGGACAUCGAUAGCAAAUACGAGCCGGGCAAGAGGCACUGGUUGAAGGUAAAAAAGGACUAUCUGUGUGGUGGUGCGAUGGCUGAUAGCGCAGAUCUCGUCGUACUUGGUGCAUGGUACGGCACGGGCAACAAAGGCGGCAUUCUGUCGGUCUUUUUAAUGGGCUGCUACGACGAGAGGCACGGCAAGUGGUUAACUGUUACCAAAGUACACACUGGACACGACGAUGCCACCCUGGCGUUAUUACAGGACCAGCUGGACAUGGUGAAGAUCGGCAAAGACGCAGAGAAGCUACCGAGCUGGUUACUUGCCAAAAAACCCAUGGUACCGGAUUUCGUGGCGAGAGAUCCCAAGAAACAGCCAGUAUGGGAGAUAACGGGAGCCGAGUUUACGAAUCAAGGAGUGCAUACUGCAGACGGCAUCAGCAUCCGGUUUCCGCGUGUCACGCGGAUCCGCCACGACAAGGACUGGUCGACGGCCACCACCCUGAACGAGUUGCGUCGCCUCUUCCAGAAGAAGCCCGAAUCCGCCGAUUUCGAUCGCUUGUUCGGUACGUUAGCGGAUGUCAAGGACGUCUCAAAGAGGAAAAAGCUGCCUGAUUCUGCGAACACGUCGCCGAGGAAGAACGAGAGCGUGAAAACAGCCUCGUGGGAUGCGCCAUCAACGAGUUCCAAGGUCAAGGAGGAGCCGAUGGAUGUCAAGAAGGAAGUUAAGAGGAUACCACUUUCGGAAGAAACCCGAAAAAGACAAAAGGGAGAUGAAUGCGACGAUGGAUCAUCCGACAAAGUCCGGUCAGAGAAGAAGAAAGCGAAAGUUAAACGCGAUAUUAAGGACGAAAUGAAGGAUUUCCCGUCAACAAGGUUCAAGAAAGAGGAGAGAUCGGAGAUAAAACGGGAAAGGGAGGAUUGCAUUGAUCAUUUCGCUAGCGGAACAGAAGGAUCUUUCGAGUCUUCGUUCGAUGCGAGUGUCUUUGAUUCGGACACCGAGGAUAUCAAAUAUAAUAAUGUGCUGCAAGACAUGCGAGUGAGUCUCGCGCCUGAUUUCGAUACAAGCAGGAGGAAGGACGCACGAAGGAUGCUUAAAACACUCGGCGCCACCAUAGUUACGCCGACGAACGGACACGAUUUGACGGCGACUCAUGUCAUUCAUACACGCGCAGAAAUUCCGUCCUCAGCCGUCCUCGGGGACUUUACGGACUUUCCGCGGACCGCCAAGCACGUGAACGUGUCUUGGCUGGAGGAAACUGCGGCGCGGUCGAGGAGGCAAAAUGAGGUCCGGCACGCGGUUCAGCUGACUGGAGAUUAUUGCGAUUGUCCGUGCACGCAUCGAUAACGCAGCAAAUACUUAUACUCUCGCACAUGCGAUUUAUGUAUAUAUGCAACACACCGCACUUUUACUUCUCAAACGUCUUUGAUAAGAUUUGUAAAUGUUAGGAAACUGUGUAAAUUUAUAUCAAAACAAAGUAUUAUCGUCUUCUGAUGGAAGCAAAAAAAGCAUGAGGCAAAAGUAAAGAAUACUUUUGCUUGAUAUACAUAUAUAAUGAAAUUACUUUCUUAGUUUAAUUACUUCUAAUUCUUUCUUCCCUAUUUCAAGUAAAUCUGUACCCACACGUAUAAAGAUUAGGCAUAUACAAAUUACACACACAAUUGGCUUCGCAAUUAUAUAUAUUUAUAAUAAAAAGAAAUAUGUAAAUGUUAAUGAAAUAUGUAAAUCUGUAAAACGAAGCAAAUAAUAGAUGUCUUUUCAUGAAAGUAAAAAAUAAAGGCAAAGGAAAAAAUAAAGGAUAUA